This is a messenger RNA of Ilex paraguariensis (yerba mate), 1353 nucleotides long. The record is from the annotation of a GenBank genome assembly. Lineage: Eukaryota; Viridiplantae; Streptophyta; Magnoliopsida; Aquifoliales; Aquifoliaceae.
AUGCAACGGCAUGAUGCUGUUAGGGCACAUGAAAUUUAUCGGAAGGCAGGAGAUCAGGCAGAGAGGUUAUCCGAGUUCUUUGAGAUCUGCAGGGGCCUCGAUUUUGGACGAGGGCAGAAGUACAUCAAAAUUGAACGGCCCCCUGCGUCUUUUGUGACAGCCAUGGAAGAGUAUGUGAAGGAGGCUCCACAGACUUUAAUGCUCCCUUGGAAAGUGAACAAUGAUGACAGAGAUUCUACUCCUAAAGCAAUCACUGCUCGUGGAUCUGAUGUGGAGACUGAUCAUAAGCAAGAUAUUGACAUCGUAGAAAAAUCAGAUCCAUCUGUCACAUUGCCUGAGCUCCCAGAGAAUGAGAACUGCAAGGCUGUAGCCGCAGAGCAUGUCACUGACCUGUUGGGCUUGGAUGAGUUAACUCAAGAAGCAUCUGACUUGGAUGAUAAAAAUGCCCUUGCUCUUGCAAUUGCUACCCCUGGUGAUUUGUUUUUCUUGGCCAUUAACAACUUAGAUUCUUUGGAAGUACUCCAUUACUUUUCUUAUUUUAGUAACAAUGUGACAGCAAAUCCAUCUGAUGCCACAAACAGUUCAGAUUUGCCAUGUCAAUCUACUAGUUGGGAGCUUGCACUUGUUACAGCACCAAGCUCUAUCGGGGAUGCAGUUACAGACAGUAAAUUGGUUAGUCUUUCAUGUGCUGUACUCGAGCCCUUAACCUGCUUAGAGGAGCAUACUAUACCAUUUUCACCAUUGUUUUCUGUUCCCGGAUUCGAGCUUAGUUCUAGCAGGGUGGUGCAGAAAGUAGGGCUCCUAGUCCCUUCUUCUUAUCUUGAACCAAGGAUGAAUGCUGCCGGUGGGCUGGACAGAUUAAUACUGGAUACUCUGUAUGAUGAUGCAUUGGCAAGAAAAACAAACCAGAAUGUGACCCACCACACAGGGGAAGUCGCAACCAAUCCUUUUGAGGCUGUUCAACAUACCGGAGACCCUUUUUAUGCUUCAAACAACAUUGCUCCGCCAACUAAUGUGCAGAUGGCAGCUAUGGCAGAACAACAAACUUCAAUGCAACAGCAGCAGCAGCAGCACCAACCCGUGGGGGUCCAGUGUCCAGCUAAUCCCUUUGGAAAUCCUUUCAUGGAACAGGAUGUCACGUCAUAUCCAGCUCAGAGCCCGAGCCCAAGUCUGAGUCCGAUNUGCCAACUAAUGUGCAGAUGGCAGCUAUGGCAGAACAACAAACUUCAAUGCAACAGCAGCAGCAGCAGCACCAACCCAUGGGGGUCCAGUGUCCAGCUAAUCCCUUUGGAAAUCCUUUCACGGAACAGGAUGUCACGUCAUAUCCAGCUCAGAGCCCGAGCCCAAGUCUGA